Molecule: messenger RNA, 1259 nt
Organism: Electrophorus electricus (electric eel)
Lineage: Eukaryota; Metazoa; Chordata; Actinopteri; Gymnotiformes; Gymnotidae
Source: RefSeq, a predicted model, not a curated record
UCACUUUCAGACAGUGCAGUAAAAUGGCAGAGGCUAGAGUCUCUGUGAAUUUGGACCAGUUUAGCUGUCCCAUCUGCCUGGAGCUGCUGAAGGAUCCCGUCUCUAUUCCCUGUGGACAUAGCUUCUGCAUGACCUGCAUCAAGACAAAGUGGGAUCAAGAUGACCAGACAGGAGACUACAGCUGCCCUUUGUGUAGAAAAACCUCCACCCUGAGGCCCGAUCUAGGCCGAAACACUGUAUUGGCUGAAAUGGUGGAGAAACUGAAGAACGCACACAUUGCUUAUAGAACACUUGCUGGACCAGAAGAUGUGUCAUGUGAUGUCUGCAUUGGGCAAAAAUGUAAAGCUGUGAAGAGCUGUUUGAAGUGCCUAGCUUCAUACUGUAGGAUUCACUUUAACCUUCACAAUGAGCUGAACCCAGGCAAUAAACACAGGAUGAUUGACACCAAGUACAAUCUUGCAGAGAGGAUCUGCUGUGCUCAUGACACACUUAAGGAUUUCUUUUGUCACACUGAGCAGGAAAUGGUGUGCUGUGAAUGUAUAGUGAAUUUGUGCAGAGGCCAUAAAACAACCACGCUUGCAAGUGAACGGUUUUCUAAAUUGAGAAUGCUUGGGACCAUUCAGACACAGUUUCAGCAGAGAACUCAAGAAACAGAGAACAAAUUGAAGCAACUAAAGAAGACUAAACAGUCUAUCAAGACUUUUACAAAGAGAAUACUGGAUCAAAGUGAAAAGAUCUUUUCAGACCUCAUAUCCUUAAUUGAAAGAAAACGCUCAAAGAUUAUGGAAAUGAUCCGUGCUACAGAGAAAGCAGAGGUUUAUCGGACAGAGGAAAUUCUGAAGAGUCUGGAGAAGGAGGUGGAGAAGUUGAAGCAGAGAGACAUUGAAAUGGCCCAGCUUCCACACCUAGAGGACGAUUUUCUUUUUUUCAAGACAUCCAAAUCCCUCUUUGACUUUUCAACACUCGCACAUGGGCCAGACAUCACAGUCAAUAUGUCAAUUUUUGAAGGCAUACAAAACACAGUGUCUAAGAUUAAAGAGAAAGUGGUCAUUUUGCAGCAGACAGAAUUAAGCAAAAUGCUUCAAACGGUAAAAACAGCCCAUAUAGUACAAACAUCUAAUCCAGUGAUCAGAGAGGAUUUUCUUAAGUGUUUUGAGGGCAGCAGGCUUUUCUACACAGGCACAGAGCUCAUUUCUGAGGAAACAGAAAGUGAUACAGCCCAUGGACGCAGAGGGAGUGGCUGUUCUGAGAGCCUUUAG